Aegilops tauschii subsp. strangulata is the source of this 1654-nucleotide messenger RNA. Its product is annotated as CASP-like protein 5A1. NCBI's taxonomy places the organism in Eukaryota, Viridiplantae, Streptophyta, Magnoliopsida, Poales, Poaceae. The record is from RefSeq and is a predicted model, not a curated record. Gene Ontology annotation, cellular component: membrane.
UGGAGCGUCGCCGCGCUGCCGAUGAGGGGGCAUGACUGCUGCUAUCUGCCAGGCGGCGCUGCUUCCCCACGGCGAGUCGGCGACACGGUCGUUGUUUUUUUGCUGUGGCUGUGAUGAGAGAAGAAAGCCCCGUCCGACGUGUUGACCAGAUCCAACGGAUGUGCGAGGAUGAAUCCAACGACGUGUGACCCGACUGCUUUCCCAGGAAAUCAACGGAUGAUUUGUAGCAGUCGCCAUAGAUCAAAGUGGGAAAGCAUCCAUAGACGAUACACUCGGACUCGAUGCUGUCAAGUGUGAAUCAUUGACGACUACGGACGGACGAAAGUCGGUUGGUUUGUGGAGUGCAGGCGCACGCCGUGGAGCACAGUGCAGUGCUAGGCUGCUAGCCAUGCCGUGUGCCACGUGCAGACCCGACCCAGAGUCGACUCUGAGGACCUGACCUUGAGGCCCAGUUCUUUUAUCAGAGUCUGGGGAUUAUAAAAUAAAUGGGGCUUAAAGAUUCUGGAAGAAACUGAGUCGGGGUCGGAUUCUGUCAAAAGAACUGGCCUCACUCUCCUCCCUUACUGAACGCGCUCACUCACUCUCCGGCUCCGCUCGCUGUCAUUGGAGAGUGAAAAAGAGUAGAAAACCACCGGAGGAAGCAAGGUAUCCUAGCACUUUUGGCUCGAGGACGACGAUCGAGGAGGGAGGAGAGGGGAAGACGAUGCUGCACUUCAGCCAUCCUGUGGUGCACCCCUCCCCGCCGGUGGUGGUGCCGCCGCCGACGCAGGGGCAGGGGCAGGCGGAGGUGGAGAUGGUGCCGCCGGCGCAGGGGCAGGCGGUGCAGGUGGAGGGGGCGAACGGGGACGGGAACGCGCCUGCUGGCGUGAUCAUGAGGGACCCGUGGACUAGGUGCGGGCUCGUGUUCCGCCUCCUGCAGGCCGCCUUCGCGGCCGCCGCGCUCGCCGUCAUGGCGUCGACCGACGACUUCCCCUCCGUCACCACAUUCCGCUACCUCGUAGCAGCAGCAAGUGUGCAAUGCCUGUGGAGCCUCGCCGUGGCCAUUCUGGAUGCCUAUGCAAUUGUUGUCAAACGUUCCUUCCGAAUUGGCCGGGCUGUCAUCAUACUUGCCCUCGGGGACUGGGUCACAGGUACACUCAUCUUCAGUGCAGCGUGUGGAUCAGCAGCUAUCACCACUCUCCUUUCCAAUGAUUUCGGAGCUUGCUCGGUAAAUCCCUGUGCAAGCUUCAUGAACGCUACCGCCAUGGCUUUCUUGAGCUGGCUUGCGCGUGCACCGGCCUUUAUCGGGAACCUUUGGACGGCGGUCCACCGAAUUCAAAAAUCAUAGUUUGCGAAACGAGAAUCGGGCAUUUUGCGCGACCCCAUCCCGUUUCGUGACCAACUUGGACGCAUCGAUACAUCUAAUUAUAGCAUGACCAGGAAGCAACGGAUGGAUUCCCGUCGAACAACAUAUGCCAUCAAUGUUUCUGUAUAAAUUAGGUAGUAGCUUGAUGUUUGAAAGGGUGGUUGUGCUGCUCUGGAUUUUUCUUCUUCUUUUGAGGACAGUAUGACUUCUUAUUAUAUGAGGGUGGACUGCCGGUUCUGUUCUGGUGGGGAUGAACUGAUGGGUUACUUGUGUAGAGCUCAAGGUUGCUGAUACGCUAUAUCUUUUUAU